AUGCCAGGAGUUGAAUGUGAGCUGAAAGGUCCCGAGGUCACUGUGAGUGCUCCUAAAGUCGACGUGGGUGCCCCCGACGUCGCUCUCGACAGCCCAGAGGGUAAAUUCAAGCUGCCCAAGUUCAAGAUGCCCAAGUUCUCCAUGCCUGGCUUCAAAGGGGAGGGUGUGGACGUGGACGUGAACCUCCCAAAGGCAGACGUGGACCUCUCGGGCCCCGGCGUCGAUGUGGAAGCUCCCGAUCUCCACGUGGAUGGAAAAGUGAAAAGUCCCAAAUUUACGAUGCCUGAGAUGCACCUAAAGGGUCCCAAGAUCUCCCUCCCUGACGUCGACUUCAACAUCAAGGGGCCUCAGCUGAAGGGGGAUGUAGAUGUGUCUGGACCUAGGCUGGAGGGAGAUUUGAAAGCCCCCCAACUGGACAUCGAGGCUCCCGACGUGACCCUGGAAGGGCCGGAAGGAAAACUCAAAGGCCCCAAGUUCAAGAUGCCCGAGAUGCACAUCAAGGCCCCCAAGUUCUCCAUGCCUGACGUGGACUUCAACCUGAAGGGCCCCAAAAUCAAGGGGGACGUGGACGUCUCGGCUCCGAAGCUGGAAGGGGAGCUUCAGUGUCCAGAUGUUGACAUCAAAGGCCCCAAGCUGGACCUUCAGGCCCCAGAUGUGACCAUCGAAGGGCCGGAGGGGAAACUGAAAGGGCCCAAGCUGAAGAUGCCCGAGGUGCACGUCAAGACCCCCCAGAUCUCCAUGCCGGACAUCGACUUGAACCUGAAGGGCUUGAAGCUGAAAGGUGACGCCGACCUCCAGGGCCCGAAGCUCGAGGGGGGGCUGAAGGGCCCCGACUUGGAUGUCAAAGGCCCCAGAGUUGACAUCGAGGGCCCAGAGGUGGAUGUCGAUGGUCUGGAGGGCAAAAUGAAGCUGCCCAAGAUGAAGCUGCCCAAGUUUGGCCUCAAGGGAGAAGGUCCCGAGGUGGACGUGAACCUGCCGAAGGGGGAGGUGGAUCUCUCAGGUCCCAGGGUGGACGUCGGGGUUCCAGACGUGAACAUCGAGGGUCCUGAGGGCAAACUGAAAGGUCCUAAGCUGAAGAUGCCCGAAAUGCACGUCAACGUCCCCAAAAUCUCGAUGCCCGAGAUAGACUUGAACUUGAAAGGCCACAAAACCAAGGGGGGCUUCGACCUCUCGGCCCCCAAGGUGGAAGGGAACCUGAAAGGUCCUGAGGUCGAGCUCAGAGGCCCAGAGUUUGGAGUCAAAAGCCCCGAGGUCCACCUCGAAUGUCCCGACCUGAGCGUCGAAGGCCCGGAGGCCAACGUCAAGCUGCCCAAGAUGAAGAAGCCCAAAUUUGGGUUCGGGAUGAAAAGCCCCAAGGCCGAAAUCAAAGUCCCAGGGGCGGAGGUGGAUCUACCCGAGGCGGAGCUGAACGUGGAGUCGCCCGACGCCAACCUCGCAGGAAAGGGUAAGAAAAGCAAGUUCAAGAUGCCCAAAAUCCACAUGAGCGGCCCCAAAGUGAAAGGCAAGAAAGGAGGGUUCGACGUCAGCGGGGACCUCGAGGCCAACGUGAAGUCUCCAGACCUGGACGUGAACGUCGCCGGUCCGGACGUGACGCUGAAAGGUGACGCCACGGUGAAGUCCCCCAAGGGGAAGAAGCCCAUGUUUGGGAAAAUCUCCUUCCCGGAUGUCGAGUUCGACCUGAAAUCCUUCCGGGGGGACGCCUCGGUGGCAGCCCCGAAGCUAGAAGGAGAACUUAAAGCUCCUGAUCUAGAGGUCAAAGGCGACCUGAAAGGCCCAAGUCUCAACGUGGACGUGGAAGCUUCUGACGUGAGCCUGAAGACACCCAAGGUCAAACUUCCCAGCGGGCAGUUGGGUGGAGGGGACUUGAAAAUGGAGGUUGACCUGCAAGGAGCCGACGUCGGCGUGAAAGGACCAAAAGUCAAAGGUGGCGUCGGCCUCCCCGGAGCAGAACUGGAAGGUCCCGAAGGAAAAGUGAAGUUGCCCAAAAUGGGGCAAACGGGUCUCGGGUUGGACGUGCCAAGCUUGGACCUCUCGGUGGGGGGAGGUGGGAACCUCCCAUCGCCCGACCUCGGCCUCCGAGGGGUCGACGUGAAGCUCCAAGGGCCUGGUUUGGGUGGGAGCCUGAAAGGACCAAACGUGGCGGGAGAUCUGGACGUCUCGUGUCCCGCGGGAGGACCCGACCUCCGCCUGGAGGGGCCGAGCGUCGACCUCGGAGGCCUGGGAGGGAACCUGAAGCUCCCCAAGCUGAAAUCCCCCACGCUGGAAGCCCCAGAGCUGAGCCUGGAAGGAGGCGCCGACUGCUCCGUCCCCCGGGUGGAGGUGGGGGCGAAAGCCCCGGGGGGGAACCUCGACCUGGGCGUCGCCAUCAAAGGCCCCUCGGUGGCCGUCUCCACCCCGGAUUUGGAUCUGGACCUGAAAGGACCAAAGUUGAAAGGAGAUCUUGACGCUUCUGCCGGCGUAAAACCCCCUCAGCCGUCGGCCGACGGGGCCGGCUUGGAAAUUUUGGGUGGUACCAUCAAGCUCCCCUCCCUCAAACUGCCCCAGUUCAGCGUUUCCAGCCCCGGGGGGGACGGAGCCGUCGCCUUGGAAGGUCCCCAG
This is a messenger RNA of Merops nubicus (carmine bee-eater), 2598 nucleotides long. RefSeq names its product neuroblast differentiation-associated protein AHNAK-like. The annotation marks the transcript as partial. Lineage: Eukaryota; Metazoa; Chordata; Aves; Coraciiformes; Meropidae. Gene Ontology annotation, cellular component: cytoplasm; nucleus. Gene Ontology annotation, biological process: regulation of RNA splicing. The record is from RefSeq and is a predicted model, not a curated record. The transcript has a single exon.